This is a messenger RNA of Australozyma saopauloensis, 1143 nucleotides long. Its product is annotated as uracil-DNA glycosylase. Bases 1 to 1143 code for a protein of 380 amino acids. Gene Ontology annotation, molecular function: uracil DNA N-glycosylase activity. Gene Ontology annotation, biological process: base-excision repair; base-excision repair, AP site formation via deaminated base removal. Lineage: Eukaryota; Fungi; Ascomycota; Pichiomycetes; Serinales; Metschnikowiaceae. Gene Ontology annotation, cellular component: mitochondrion; nucleus. The record is from RefSeq and is a predicted model, not a curated record. The transcript has a single exon.
AUGACAAAUAAAAGACCAGGCUCGGCAAUUGACGGAAGUGCCAAAAAGCCAAAGCUCAUAACCGAGUUCUUUGCAAGCGCAUCUAAGAAAACAACCGCAAAGCCUAAGGCUAAAGAUACCGAUCGCGGUGAACUUCCAAAAACAGAUUCUGGAUCAUCGCUUUCACAAGAAUCCAAGAAUGGCGAACUGGAGAUUAAAUCGGACGCAAAGGACGAUUUAAAUGUAAACAAUUCCUCUCAGAAAACUGAGAAUUCGACUUCUCAAAUCGGUAAACCUGCCAAUUCCGGACCUUCUGACUAUGCGGACUUUUGCAAGGACUUAAAUUUCGAUAAGGUACAAUGGAUGGCAACAUUACUGGACGAAGAGAAAAUCCUCUUAUCUUUGGAGAUCAACACUCUUCACAUCACAUGGCUUGCCUGUCUCCACAAGGAGCUCACCAAGCCGUACUUCUUGAAGUUGAAGAAGUUCCUUAGAAGCCAGGCGGGAAAGACCGUUUUCCCGCCUCCGGGAAAAAUCUACUCUUGGUCACAUCUCACGCCUGUUCCUGAUGUCAAGUGUUUGAUUUUGGGCCAGGAUCCGUACCACAACGUCAACCAGGCCCAUGGGUUGGCAUUCCUGGUAUUGGAACCCACGCGGCCACCACCAUCGCUCUUGAACAUAUACAAGGCGUUGAAAAUAGACUUCCCCGAUUUUGAAAUCCCUGAGUAUGCCAAAUUGAACAAGGCUGGGUGUCCCGGCGGCGGAAACUUGACGAAAUGGGCUAAACGGGGUGUUCUCAUGCUCAAUGCCUGUUUGACUGUCGAAGCUCAUAAAGCGAACAGUCACGCGGGACAAGGAUGGGAAACGUUUACAGAACUGGUGAUAAAAACAGCACUCACGUACGCAAAAGAACAUCAUAGCUCGGGCUUCGUUAUCAUGGCAUGGGGAACGCCGGCACAAAAACGGGUGGCUGCCUUUUCGAGACUACUACUGGAUCCUUCCACUCCUUUCUUGGUGUUGAAGAGUGUUCACCCGUCGCCAUUAUCGGCAAGCAGAGGCUUUUUCGAUCUGCAUGUCUUUAAAAAAUGUAACGAGUGGCUUGUGAGCCAAAACAAGGAUCCGAUUGAUUGGGGACUUUUGGAGGGCAAUAGUGUCACUGGCUGA